AAAUUUCUACAGCUCUCGACCUGCUCUCCUCUCAUCCUCGAUCUCGGAAGAACCUCCUCCCGCCAGUGUUCUUUUCUUGCUUCUAUUCAUAUCUACAUCAUGCUGAUCCUGACUGAGACUUCGGCCGGAUACGCCCUCUUGAAGGCAAAGGACAAAAAAGUCAUCGACACCGCUGCCGAGUUGACUCCCGAGUCCGUCCUUUCUGCUUUCAAAGUCAAGGCCUUCUCAAAAUUCGACUCCGCCGCCAGCGCUCUCGAGGAAGUCAAUGCCGUCGUCGAGGGAAAAGUCUCGACAAAGCUCGCCAACCUUUUGACCGAGAACGGUAAAGAGAAAAAGACAAAACUCGUCGUUGCUGAUCCCAAGCUCGGAAAUGCCAUCAACAACCUCCCCGGCCUGACCUUCAAGGUCAUCUCCGACUCCUCCACCCAGGACCUCUACCGAUCCAUCCGCGAAUACCUCCCCUCCCUUCUCCCCGGUCUGCAAGAGAAGGACCUCAACGUCAUGUCUCUCGGUCUCGCCCACUCCAUCGGUCGCCAUAAGCUAAAGUUCUCCGCCGACAAAGUUGACGUCAUGAUCGUCCAGGCCAUCGGUCUGCUCGACGACCUCGACAAGGAGCUCAACACCUACGCUAUGAGAGUCAAGGAAUGGUAUGGCUGGCAUUUCCCUGAGAUGGCCAAGAUCGUUUCCGACAACGUCGCCUACGCUCGCGUCAUCAAACUCAUGGGCUUCCGAUCCCGUGCCGCUGAGACCGACUUUUCGACCGUCCUCCCCGAGGAGAUCGAGACCGCUCUCAAGGCCGCUGCCGAAGUUUCAAUGGGAACCGAAAUCACCCAGUUUGAUCUCGACAACAUCACCGCGCUCGCGGACCAGGUCAUUGACUUUUCAGAGUACAGACUGCAGCUCUCGAGCUACCUCAACGCCCGUAUGGCCGCCAUCGCUCCCAACUUGACCGCCCUCGUUGGUGAGCUUGUUGGUGCUCGGCUGAUUGCUCAUGCCGGAUCCAUGAUCUCGCUCGCCAAGGCUCCUGCUUCCACCAUCCAGAUCCUCGGAGCCGAGAAGGCUCUUUUCCGUGCGCUCAAGACCAAGCACGACACACCCAAGUACGGUAUCAUCUACCACGCCUCAUUAAUAGGUCAGGCCACCGGCCGCAACAAGGGCAAGAUCGCGCGCAUGCUCGCUGCCAAGGCUGCCGUCAGCUUGCGAUUCGAUGCUCUUUCCGAGGACAGAGAUGACGUCGCCACCAUCGGUCUCGAGAACCGCGUCAAGAUCGAGUCGCGAUUGAAGGGUCUCGAAGGCCGGGAAAUCAACACCAACAAGACCCCCGUCAACGUGCGACAGCAGCCCAAGUUCGAGUUUGCUACCCAGCGCGCGUACAACGUCGAUGCGGACGCUGUCGUUGCCAAGCCUGCCAGUAACGGCACCAGCAAUGGCAAGCGUAAGAUUGAGGAAGUUGACUCUGAUGAUGAGGAGGACUCUGAUGAUGAGGAGUCUGACGACGAGCUUCCGGACGCUCCUGCCCCUGCUCCGGCUAAGGUUGAGCCCGUUGUCGAGGAAUCUGACUCGGACUCUGACUCGGACGACGAGGAAGUUGCGCCGGUGAAGGAGGAGAAGAAGUCCAAGAAGUCUGAGAAGAAGGAGAAGAAGGAGAAGAAGGAGAAGAAGGAGAAGAAGGAGAAGAAGGAGAAGAAGGAGAAGAAGGAGAAGAAGGAGAAGAAAGACAAGAAGGAGAAGAAGGACAAGAAAGAGAAGAAGCACAAGAAGACCAAGACCGACUAAAUGCGUGCUGCAAUCGCUAUUGCCGUCAACCAGGUGGACUGACGGCAAAGGUGGGUGAUGGUGAUUGGGUUGAGCAUUAAUAUUUCUAUAUUAUGGUUAAUUGAGCGGCGCAUCAGUUGUGGAUUGUUUUUUCGAUUUGUAAAAAGUUGCUCUUGUGUAUUUUUUGUCAUCUCUAAUUCUUGUGAUUUUUUCCUUUUUUCUUUGUCAUUUUGCGUUUCUUUGAUGUUUAGUUAUGAUUAUUUUGCUUUCUGAGUUCAUUUUGAUACAUUGUUUUUAUGUAAAAUACAACCUAUAUCUACUAAAACACGUU
Myxozyma melibiosi is the source of this 2086-nucleotide messenger RNA. RefSeq names its product nucleolar protein nop5. NCBI's taxonomy places the organism in Eukaryota, Fungi, Ascomycota, Lipomycetes, Lipomycetales, Lipomycetaceae. The transcript is spliced from 3 exons. The record is from RefSeq and is a predicted model, not a curated record. Gene Ontology annotation, cellular component: small-subunit processome; box C/D methylation guide snoRNP complex. Gene Ontology annotation, molecular function: snoRNA binding. The coding region runs from base 100 to 1776 and encodes 558 amino acids.